AUGUCCGGCGCAAGACAUUGGGAGCAAGACAAAGAGGCUACCGUCUACAUUGGGAACCUCGAUGAACGUGUCACGGAUAGCCUGGUAUGGGAGCUAAUGCUUCAAGCCGGGCGCAUCGUUAACGUUCAUCUGCCCAAAGAUCGAGUCACGCAGUCACACCAGGGCUAUGGAUUUGUGGAAUUAAUCAGUGAAGAGGAUGCCGAGUAUGCAUCGCGGAUUAUGAAUGGUAUUCGCCUGUACGGAAAGCCCAUACGCGUGAACAAGGCCUCUGCCGACAAGCAGAAGGCCGUGGAAAUCGGUGCAGAGCUGUUCGUCGGCAACCUCGACCCAAUGGUGACAGAGCAGGUUCUCUAUGAUACAUUCAGCCGUUUCGGGAACUUGAUCACUCUUCCAAAGAUCGCACGGGAUGACAAUAAUCUUUCGAAGGGCUAUGGAUUUGUGUCGUUCGCCGACUUCGAAUCAUCAGACGCCGCCAUAGCCAGCAUGAACGGCCAGUACCUGAUGAACAAACAGGUUUCAGUCCAGUAUGCGUAUAAGAAGGACGGCAAGGGCGAGCGGCACGGUGACCAGGCAGAGCGGAUGCUAGCGGCACAGGCUCGCAAGCACAAUGUGCGUCCGGUGACUCAGCCGCUCCCAGCGCAAUUCUCUGGACCUGGAGCUCCUAUGAUAUCAGCGGGCGUGGCCAAUGGUGACAACUCUCGACCUGUGGGCACUGGCCCACCAGAUCUAGGUAUUAGCAGGGGCGUGCCGCUCCCGAAUCCUGGUUAUCAGAAUACGCCGCCUCAGCCAAAUCGACCAAUUCAUCCCCCGACAUCUUUAGCCACCCCGCCGCCGGGUCUACCAGCACGUCCGCCUCCUUCGCAAGCUGGUUACGGGGGGCCGCAAGCUUUCCUUCCCACCGGCUACAAUGGCGCCGGUCAACAGCCACCUUACCCUGUCCAAGCAGCACCUCCACCAGGUUUUGCACAGCCGGGUUACGGCCCUGCUACGGGAACCCCUGGGCCUCAGCCUCCUUUGCCCCCAGGCUUUCAACAACCAGGUUUUGGGCGGGGUCGUUGA
Molecule: messenger RNA, 1059 nt
Organism: Aspergillus fijiensis CBS 313.89
Lineage: Eukaryota; Fungi; Ascomycota; Eurotiomycetes; Eurotiales; Aspergillaceae
Product: U2 snRNP complex subunit HSH49
Exons: 3
Coding region: 1-1059 (352 amino acids)
Biological process (GO): positive regulation of mRNA splicing, via spliceosome
Cellular component (GO): U12-type spliceosomal complex; nucleolus
Molecular function (GO): RNA binding
Source: RefSeq, a predicted model, not a curated record